AUGAAUCCAUAUGAGGUGCUAGAGAUUAGCGAAGAGGCCACUGAGGUAGAAAUUAGAAAAGCUUAUAAGAAACAAGCACUACGUUAUCAUCCGGAUAAAGUCAUCGAUCCAACAGAGAAAGAGGUUAAUGAAAUCAAAUUUAAAGAAAUUACUCAUGCAUAUGAGAUUCUAACCAAUAAAGAUUCCAAUGGUUUAUUUGGAAGUACAGAUCAAGAUUAUGAUGAUCCAGAGGAUGCAGAUUUCAGGAAUUUUUUCACACAGGAUUUCAAUGGCGGCCCACCACCACCACCACCUCAAAGAAAGAACCCAGAUGUCUUGAUCGAAAUUGAAUUGACAACUAAAGAGUUAUACAAUGGUAAAGUCAUUAAAUUUAAAUUAUCGAAAUCCGUGGUUUGUGAGACAUGUGAAGGGAAUGGUUGGAGACGUCGAAAAAAUGGAAAUUUAUAUGAUCCACCGUUGAUAGAUUGUUCCAAAUGUCAUGGUAAAGGUUUCACAGAGAGAACUAUGAGAACACCAUUUGGGUUCAGUACUGUACAGAGACUUGCAUGUACUAAAUGUUCAUCUGUUGGAAAAAUUAGAGCAAGACCAAAUUCUGAAAAGAAUAGAUGUAAGAAAUGUCAUGGAGAUGGGUUAGUACAAAUAGAAGACACUAUAACGAUAUCUGUCCCUAGGGGUUAUCAAAAUGAUGAUACAAUUACGCUAGCAAAACAAGCAGAUCAAACUUUAGAUGGUAAAGAUCCUGGUGAUAUUGUGUUUGUUAUCAAAGAGAAGAAAAAUUCUACUAAAUUGGAGAGACAUAAUAAUAAUUUAUUCAUGUUUACCACCGUGACUUUGAUGGAAGCCAUAAGUGGGUUCCGAGACAAAUAUCUAGUGAAGACUUAUGAUGAUAGAACAUUAAUGUGGUCUAUUCCAAGUGGUAAAGUACUUAGACCAGGUGAUAUAAUAAAAAUUUCAGGUGAAGGUUGGCCUACAGCGGGGAAUACUUCACAUACUGUAACCUUUGGAGAUUUAUAUGUUACUAUUAAUAUUGAAUUCCCACCUGAUAAUUGGAUUACAGAGAAAAAUGAUCUAGUACAAUUACAAAACAUUUUACCUGGUGUUAAACAAUCAAAAGAAGAGACCAUACCAAUGGAUGCCAAAAAUUGUGAACAUAUUAACUCAUUUGAUAUCGUACAUGAAUUACCAAAGGAGGAAGAACCUCAAGAAAAUUACAAUGCUCGACCAAGUGAUGCUGGACAGCAUCAAGAGGGAGUUCCAGAAUGUUCAACUCAAUGA
This is a messenger RNA of Maudiozyma saulgeensis, 1275 nucleotides long. The record is from the annotation of a GenBank genome assembly. Lineage: Eukaryota; Fungi; Ascomycota; Saccharomycetes; Saccharomycetales; Saccharomycetaceae.